Molecule: messenger RNA, 2564 nt
Organism: Linum trigynum
Lineage: Eukaryota; Viridiplantae; Streptophyta; Magnoliopsida; Malpighiales; Linaceae
Source: the annotation of a GenBank genome assembly
UAAUAAUUAGUCCUGCUGAGGUCCAUUGGUUAUGGUCUUAUGGACAAAGUUGAGCUGUUCUCAGUGACUAUAGGGUCCGGUCCGGUUAAAUUGGAUCAAAUUGAUCCGGUUUCAGUCCGGUCUUUUGGAGAAUAAAAGGACCUAAGAUUGUAUUGGAUACAGUCUGGUCUUGAUUCGGUCCGGUCUUGACCCGGUCAUGUCCCAAUUUGAUCUUGAUUUUAGGUGUUGGGGGUUGUUAUCCGAUCUUUAUCCGGGUUUUUUACUUCAAAUCUAAGCCCGAAUAUGAGAUUGAAUUGUUUGCUAUCCGGUCUCAGUCCGGUUCCGAUCCGGGUUAUACGAUCCGUUUUGGGGUAAAACCAAACAAUUCGGACCAAAUAGCCAGCCCUACUCUCUUGCUUGCUGGUUGAACUGUGGUGGAAGAAGGUGGGAGAUACCCAGAACGCCAUCCAUGGAGGAGGCUGGGAGAUAAUGCUAAAACACAGUCGUUUCUACACAAAAAGGAUCGUUCAACGAAUCUGGAGAAAAGCCCAAGAUAAAGAGGAAACCAAGCAGUUGUGGUCUACCAUUUGUCUUGUGCGCAGUCCAUAAUUUGACUAACCCAGAUGAGAUGAGGCACUUGUCUUCAGAAAAGCGGUACAGUGUCCAAAUGGCGUCCAUGAACCAUCUACGCCUCAUGGUUUUCUGCAGACAACAAAAGUAAAGUGAUCUUUCUUGUUUCUGUGUGUUGAAGAAUGUAUAACGCUUGUCUGUAUUAGGUACUGCAGAAGCUUUACUCUAGAGCGCGAAGUCGCUUAAAGCGUGAACAAAAUGCUUCCUCUGACUUCAUCCAAUCCAAGUCUGUUAAUACCAAUCAUAAUCACGAUUCUCUCGUUGCAAUAAAAAGGUAAUGUAGUGAUGCAGCAGUUUGUUCGUGUUUGUUUAAAACCUCUAAACCCUGGAUCCAUCUAUAAGUAACAGAAGGUGAAAAUCCCUUUUCUCCAUCACUUGUAACCAACCCAUACAGCGCCCUCAAAAUCAAAAGAGCUUCUUCACCACCAUGAACUCUCAUUUACGGAUUGUCAUGUUGAUGAUAUCUGCAACUUGCACCGCAAUUUUAGGAAUUGUUGAGUCAUCAUACGAGGCUGAUAAGAUUGUGAAGUUGCCUGGCCAACCAGAGGUUAGCUUCCAGCAGUAUUCGGGUUAUGUUACCGUGGAUGAAACCCAACAGAGGAAACUCUUCUACUAUUUUGUUGAAGCUGAGACAAACUUUACUUCCAAGCCUCUUGUUCUCUGGCUAAAUGGUGGGCCAGGGUGUUCCUCUAUUGGAGCUGGAGCUUUCACCGAACACGGCCCUUUCAAGACAAAUGGUUCAGAGGCGCUCCUGAAAAAUGACUACAGUUGGAACAAAGAAGCAAACAUGUUGUACCUGGAAUCGCCAGCAGGAGUUGGAUUCUCGUAUUCUGGCAAUACCUCUUUCUAUAAAUUAGUAAAUGACACCAUCACAGCAAAAGACAACUUGGCAUUCCUACAACAAUGGCUAAUCAAGUUUCCUGAAUACAAGGACAGAGAUCUUUAUCUCGCCGGAGAAAGCUAUGCCGGACACUAUGUCCCACAACUAGCCCAGCUAAUUGUGGAGUCGCGAUCAAAUCUCAGCUUGAAGUUGAAGGGCAUAGCAAUAGGGAACCCAUUGUUGGAGUUCAACACAGAUUUCAACGGCGUAGAAAAGUACUUCUGGUCUCACGGUUUGAUAUCAGAUCACACCUAUCACCUUCUCAACAAAAUGUGCAACGGCUCCCAGCUCAGGAGACAGGCUGCUUCAGGCUCUCUUUCUGAGCCCUGUAAAAUGGUUGCAACUCAACUUAGUGCAGAGAUGCCUAGCCAGAACUUCAACAGAUAUGACAUCACUUCAGAUGUUUGUUUGGCAGACAAUGAUGGGUCCUCAUCCAAACUGUCCUUGGAAGCAACUUUCCACCCAUUUGCAUCCCUCAAGUCCAGCCAAAGUACCAGCAGAAAUCCGUCAUUGCAGAAAGUUGGAGAGUCGGCCAUAGACCUUUGUGCAGAAGGUGAAAUCGACAAGUACUUGAACAGGAAAGAUGUUCAAAAUGCUAUGCAUGCCCAGCUUGUAGGCAUCCCUACCUGGAGAAGCUGCAGCUAUGUGAUCAAUUAUGACCGAAACAAUUUGGAGAAUCCAACAAUUGGAGUGGUGGGCUCAUUAGUGCGUUCAGGAAUCCAGGUACUAGUUUACAGCGGGGAUCAAGAUUCGGUGCUGCCAUUCAUUGGGACAAGAACUUUGGUGAAUCGUCUGGCCAAAAGGAUUGGUUUGAACACAACUGUGUCAUACAGGCCAUGGUUUGAUGCUGAAAAGCAGGUGGGUGGAUGGACACAAGUCUAUGGUGGGAAUAAGCUUGCAUUUGCAACUAUAAGAGGAGCUUCUCACCUGGCCCCGUUCUCAUCACCAAAGAGAUCCCUCUCAUUGUUUGCUACUUUCUUAACUGGGAAACCAUUGGCAGCUUAAGAUCUCUCAACUGGGUCAUGGAACAUUGCAGCCUUUGACAAACUGUUUUCAACUGUGAUUUCUGAUUUCU